GUUGGUUAUUUUUGCUAACUGUUAUGAGUUGUGACACUUUUGUUCGACAUCGACGGUCAGAUUUGUUUUUUUCCUGACGACCUGAAUGACAUUUAAACAACUCUUUUGACUGCUUCGUCGUAGCGGCCGGUUGUUUUUGUAGUUGUCGAAGAACUCCAUUAACCAUCAGCCCUCUGUGUAUUGUCACGAGGUACCGUAGCUAGCCUCAUUCCGCUGCUCCGGCUGAGCAGUUGGUCACCGGCUGCUCCUCCGGUCGAUUAAUGGCUCGUAUCUGACUGCACCGAAACAACCGCUGUGACCCGGACCGAGAGUCGUCUGCGAUGGGAUUCAACAACCCCUGAAACUGAGGCACUAGCGUCCAUUCACCAAGUUCACCAUGAUGUCCAUGACCUUUGGGGUGUCGAGCAGCGUGACACUGCUGUUUGACUUCUGGGAUGUGCACGGACCUGCAGGGAUGGUGCUGUCGGUGAUCGUGGUCUUCCUGCUGACGGUCUUCUACGAGGUGCUCAAAGUGUGGAGGGUUUGGCUGGGGAACGGCUCCAAGCUUUCCCAGCCUCCCUCUCAGUACGCCUCCCCUCCAGCCUGCCGCACCGACAACGGCUCGGUGCUGGAGAGCAGCCCCUCCGAGUCCUCCCUGACCCCCAUAGAGCCUCGUCCUCCUGCCGCCAGCACCAGGAACAGCUGGUUGCUGCAUAUCAUCCAGACGGUCCUCCACAUCCUGCAGGUGUCUCUGGGCUACAUGCUGAUGCUGUGCGUCAUGUCCUACAACACCUGGAUCUUCAUCGGGGUGGUCGCGGGCUCCGUCCUCGGUUACUUCAUCUCGUUUCCUCUCCUGGGUCGGGUGUGACGGUAUGGACAGUGCGGACAUAAAGACUCUGUUUUUGUCUCCUGAGCUGAAAGGAUCAAGUGUUUUGGAUGCUAAAUGGGAAACCACUUCACUAAGUAACCUCUGUGUUGUUCUGCUGGGUUUGCACAAAAGGGGGAUUCAUUGUAUGCUGAAGAAUGAUUUUUUUUUCUUUCUUUAGUCACUGGAUUUUGUUAAAAACAUUUAAACUGGAAAUGAAAAUGACACCAAUUUGUUGGUGGUCAGGAGACGUAACGUGCAGCAGUUCUAAAGCAUCUGAGUGACUUAACGGUUUUUAACCUCCAGUUGAAGGAAUGCUGCUCAUCUAAAUGUCAUUAAUUAAUAAUUAUGGUACAAAAAGAAGUGAACAAUAGAGUCAAAGAACAGAUUCAGUUGCAUUGUCUUCAGCAGAGGUACCACAAAACCCAGAGACGGGAAGUCCUCCAGAGCUUGAUCCUCUCCGUGUAGCUUGAUGUUUAAUGCACUACUCUGACAGACUUGUGUUGUUACAGCAGUCCUCUAAAUAAUUCAAAGGAUGUUUUGACACUAUACGUGAUUCAAAAUGAGUUUUUCCAUAAAAAGACACUUUGACUGUAACUUUAUAACUCAUCUGGAGACUGCGUGUUGUGAGCAGAACUAACAAAAACUAAUGAUUAAUGAAUGUUGUUACAGUGUUUUGAAGUCAAAUCUAAAAACGUACUGACACUGGAUGUGAGGAUUUGCAGGCAGGAGUCAUGAGACGGUUCGUUUGAGGAAGUGACUCAUGUGACUUCAGCUUGUCAACUCCUCAGAUGGGUCAGUUUCAUGAGUUUAUCAGAGGACAGCGGGAGUGAAGUGGGUCAUGUGGUUCUGUGGCAAACCACGAACCAAUAACGAACAAACCGUGCCUUAAAGCCGACCUUCGACGUGUGUUUUGGGUUAAAAUAUGAGCAUAUUUCACUAUUUUUAUAACUUACUCAAGCAAACUGAACGAUCACUGAACAUGGGUUACUGUUGCACACGAUGACAUUUUUGCCAUUGAAUAAAAACUUUGAAAGGCUUGUUUGUAAAGAAAAAAUAAAUAAUAAAGAAAUUUUGAAACGUU
Messenger RNA from Stegastes partitus (bicolor damselfish), 1928 nucleotides. RefSeq names its product solute carrier family 31 member 2 (gene slc31a2). Gene Ontology annotation, molecular function: copper ion transmembrane transporter activity. Gene Ontology annotation, biological process: copper ion transmembrane transport. The record is from RefSeq and is a predicted model, not a curated record. The coding region runs from base 377 to 847 and encodes 156 amino acids. NCBI's taxonomy places the organism in Eukaryota, Metazoa, Chordata, Actinopteri, Pomacentridae. Gene Ontology annotation, cellular component: membrane. The transcript is spliced from 4 exons.